Messenger RNA from Polyodon spathula (Mississippi paddlefish), 1178 nucleotides. It is a transcript of the gene mpst, whose product is annotated as mercaptopyruvate sulfurtransferase. The transcript is spliced from 2 exons. NCBI's taxonomy places the organism in Eukaryota, Metazoa, Chordata, Actinopteri, Acipenseriformes, Polyodontidae. Gene Ontology annotation, biological process: transsulfuration. Gene Ontology annotation, molecular function: thiosulfate-cyanide sulfurtransferase activity. Gene Ontology annotation, cellular component: mitochondrion. The record is from RefSeq and is a predicted model, not a curated record. The annotation marks the transcript as partial.
GGGGCGUCCUUUUUCGACAUCGACAAGUGCUGCGAUAACACGUCCCCCUUCGAUCACAUGAUGCCCGGCGAGGGCGGGUUCGGCGAGUUCGUGGGCCGCCUGGGCGUCUCGAACCGGACCCACGUCGUGGUUUACGACGCCAGCGAGUUCGGGAGCUUCUCCGCCCCCCGCGUCUGGUGGAUGUUCCGGGCUUUCGGGCACGGUCCGGUCUCGGUUCUGGACGGCGGGUUGAAGGCUUGGGUCCGGGAAGGCUACCCGGUGACCGGAGACCGCACCAAACCGGACCCGGUGGAGUACCGGGCGAAACUCGACCCGUCCCGGGUGAAGAGUUACCAGGACGUGCUGGAGAAUUUGGAGAGCAGGCGGUUUCAGGUCGUGGAUGCGAGACCCGAGGGUCGGUUCAGAGGACUCGAACCAGAACCGCGGGACAACACAGAACCGGGUCACAUCCCUGGCUCCAUCAGCAUGCCGUUCCCGGGCUUUCUGACCCAGUCCGGAGAGGAGAAGGACCCUGAGCAGCUCCGGGAGAUGUUCCGGAAGGCUGGCGUCGACCUCUCCCGACCCCUGUGCGCCACCUGCGGGUCGGGGGUCACGGCCUGCCACGUGGCGCUGGCCGCCUUCCUGUGCGGACAGGAAGAGGUGGCGAUCUACGACGGGGCGUGGUCCGAGUGGUACACCAGGGCCCCGCCCGAACACGUCAUCUCCGAGGGGCGGGGAAAGCAUCUGUGAAGCGGACCGUCAACCAGGCCCGCAGCGUGGAGGGGAAUCGCAGACUCCUAUUGCACAGCAGCGUGAUCCAGUCCAGGUUUCAUAUCUUAAUAGACUUUGGUUGUAGCUGAUUUUAUAGUGGAGAGAGCUGCAGUAUAUUGGUGGUAUCAGUGGGAUACUUAGACAGAGAGAUCAGGGCUGGGAAGCAUUGUAAAGCACAGAGAGGUCUGGUAAAUUUGGAAGAUAGACAGAACAGACUCGCAGGUAAGGGUGGAAACCAAGAUUCCUGGAGAGCUGAUUCUUCCUGGAUAAAUAUCCCACUACUACCACCAAUCUACUGCAGCUCUCUCCACUAUAAAACCAGCUACAAAACUCCUUCAACCAAACUCUAUCUACAGGGCUGGGAAUCAGACUCCUAUUGCACAGCAGUGUGAUCCAGUCCAGGUUUCACUGCUACCAGCUUGAUCAGC